ACACCCAACGUCUCUGUACUCGACUUGUUCUCUCUCAAAGGCCAAGCGGCACUCGUUACGGGUGCGAACAGAGGUCAGCACGCACCUCCACCCACUCAUCCACACGUCCCCCUCUCUCAACCACCCAAGCCCUGGGUAUUGGAUCGGCUAUAGCGAUCGCGCUCGCCCAAGCUGGUGCACACGUUAUCCUCGUCCUCCGACCUCCCUCCACUUCCAACUCUUACACUUCUGCCGACUUGCAAUCCCUCCCACCCCCACCUUCUCCUUCCGAAACCGUUAGCACUCUCCAGUCCCUCCAGCUCCCCUACUCGAUCGUAUAUGCCGACAUUUCCGACAAGGAACACGUUAGGACGGUCGUCCCGCGUGCACUCGAAAUUCUAAAGAGGGACCAACAAAAAGUGGAUAGGAUUGGGAUCGUCGUGCAUGCUGCGGGUAUUCAGAGAAGGAACAAGAUUACCGAGUUUAGAGACGACGAUUGGGAAGAG
Acaulospora colombiana is the source of this 485-nucleotide messenger RNA. NCBI's taxonomy places the organism in Eukaryota, Fungi, Glomeromycota, Glomeromycetes, Diversisporales, Acaulosporaceae. The record is from the annotation of a GenBank genome assembly.